This is a messenger RNA of Passer domesticus (house sparrow), 896 nucleotides long. RefSeq names its product LITAF domain containing (gene LITAFD). The record is from RefSeq and is a predicted model, not a curated record. The transcript is spliced from 4 exons. Lineage: Eukaryota; Metazoa; Chordata; Aves; Passeriformes; Passeridae. Gene Ontology annotation, cellular component: cytoplasmic side of late endosome membrane; nucleus; cytoplasmic side of lysosomal membrane. Bases 1 to 426 code for a protein of 141 amino acids. Gene Ontology annotation, molecular function: zinc ion binding.
AUGUCCGGGGAGAAGCAGCGGCCGCAGGUGCCCAUGGUGAUGUACGAGCCACAGCGGCCCGAGCCCUCGGCCCCGCCGCUCGGCCAGGACGGGGGCUAUGAGUAUCCUUCUCCCCCACCUUACUCCUACAGAGAAACCACCAUCAUCGAGGAGCCAGUUUAUUUGGUGCCCCAGCCUCCCAUCAUCGUGGCAGGGAUCUUCUCCAGCAAACCAACGUCCACAAUCUGUCCUUCCUGCCGCCAGCACAUCACCACCCAGGUCACCUACAGACUGGGCAAGCUGUCCUACCUCCUGUGCACCAGCCUGUGCAUGGUUGGGUGCUGCUUCGGAUGCUGCCUCGUCCCUCUCUUCAUCAGGAUCUUCAAGGAUGCAGAUCAUUACUGCCCAUGCUGCCAAUUUCACAUUUAUAGAUACAAAAGACUAUAGAAACAAACUUUAUGCAACCAGAUGACGUAAAGCCUCUAUUUCCUAAUGGCAUAAGAUUCUGCACAUAAAACUACUGCUAGGAAACUCAUAGGACUACGCUUGGGUUCUGCAGCUCCCUUGCUGGUGAACCCACCUGGUAAACUCCAGUUUAGCACCACACGGUUGGACUGGCUUUAAAACAAAAAACACUUCAAGACUAAUUUGCACUAUCAUUUAAUUUAUGCUCUAUUUGAUUCGCUGCCCUGUGCUGUGAAGUUCCAGCUGGUGAGUUCUUCAGCUCCUCUCAAAUCUCCCACCCAGCUGGGACACAGACUCCUCCGGACCUCUCAGCCCACCACUAACCAAGGUUUGGACAUGGAUGUUUCAGAGAAGCUCCUGCCUUCUCUGCACUGGAACUGACAGGCUGGGAUUUCAUUUCCCUCUGCUCUUCUCCCUGCAGGAUCUACCCCUGCAGGGCUGUGGGUGGUACA